Adineta ricciae is the source of this 2412-nucleotide messenger RNA. The record is from the annotation of a GenBank genome assembly. NCBI's taxonomy places the organism in Eukaryota, Metazoa, Rotifera, Eurotatoria, Adinetida, Adinetidae.
AUGGAACAGACGCUGGCAGACAAAAUUACAGAGGCAACGAAUGAGUGGAUUAAAGAACUAUAUGAUGAAAGAAAGAGAUACGACUCAAAAUGUGGAACGGAGACUAGAAAAUAUAUAACCGACGAUUUUGGCCAAAUACACUUUUCAACAAACGACCGAGAAUCCUGGUAUAUCCGCAUGCCAUUUGUAUUUGUUGAACAACGCACUGAAAAUGUUGACGCUUCAAAUUUUUCUACAUCUUACCAGGACCAACACGUAGCAGAUCAAGCUCAACAGAAACACAUGUCGGCACGAAAUCAACGAGAACAUACACCAGAGGAGCAGCAUCAUGAACACACAACAGAUCAAGCUCAACGGAAACCCACGUCAAGACGAAAUCAACGAGAACAUACACCAGAGGAGCAGCAUCAUGAACAUACAACAGAUCAAGCUCAACGGAAACCCACGUCAAGACGAAAUCAACGAGAAUAUACACCAGAGGAGCAGCAUCAUGAACAUACAACAGAUCAAGCUCAACAGAAACCCACGUCAAGACGAAAUCAACGAGAACAUACACCAGAGGAGCAGCAUCAUGAACAUACAACCGAUCAAGCUCAACGGAAACCCACGUCAAGACGAAAUCAACACGAAUUCACAAUGGUUUCAAGCACUCAAUACAAUAACAACAAAAAGGCGAAACUGCCUGAUAGGCACGAUGAUCUAGCAACAAACCAAGUCCCGCAUGAAAAUCUCUCAAAUAUCGAAUCGGUGGCAUCAGGACAGCGUAGAGAAAGUACAGACUCUUACGAAAAUUUCACGGAAGAUAAGGAUUGUGAGGUGAUACCGGCAGCACAAACUCUAGAUAAAUCACCCGCCGCUGAGAUUGUUCGUUUUAUGCGCACAGCAUGGAAAUUGCCAGAGCCCGAGCUAAUCAUUUCAGUGACAGGCGGAGCAAAGUUUUACAAUAUUCCGUCACCAAGAAUGCGAAAUGCACUUCAGCAAGGUCUGAUAUCAGCAGUAACGGCUACAAAUGCUUGGGUUUUUACUGGUGGAACUCAUUUCGGUAUAAUGAAGGAAAUAGGCGACGCAUUCGAUAAAUGUCGAUACAAGAACACUAAGACAGCUUUAAAAACUCCCUGUAUUGGGAUCUGCAGCUGGUACGCAACAACAGAUUAUAAACAACUACUUCAAAAUAAAGCGAAAAAUUUUGACUCAAGUCAACUAUCAAAUGAUGAAGUGUUAACUCACCUAUCCGAAGAGGUGGAACAGAUAGCGACAGCUGAUGAGAAAAGAACUUAUGACACUUUCUCACACCGACUAAAGAAAACAAAUGAACAACGUGUGCGUCUGUAUCGGAUGCGUCAUCCACCGGAGAAAGGAGAGGCUGAAACUUAUCCUCUUGACCACAAUCAUACACAUUUUCUUCUACUAGCCGAUCAGUUUGGACCUGGAGAAAUGAAAUGGAGAAAUGCAACUAAAGCUGCUUUCCGUGCUGAUUUGAUACUGCCGAUACGCGCACAAAUUGAACAAGCAUCACGAGUUGUGACUCAACAAGGACACGAAUUUAAGAUUCCAAUUGUGCAGAUUCUAAUUGAAGGUGGUACUUCGUCAAUUUUGACUGUGUGUGAAUCAAUUAAUGCCCAAACACCGGUUAUUCUAGUCACUGGCACUGGACGAGCAGCAGAUUUCAUUGCACAUCAAUACAAGUGCUUGUAUGGACAAAAAGAUCCAAGGUCAAUGGAACUGUACGAUGAAAUUGCCAAUGAUGGAAUCACUUUUGAAAAAUUCAAAGAGAAUAUAAAUUUCGAAUCAAGAUUACGAAAAUCGCUCAUACCUCCAGAAAAAAAAGAUAAAUUUAUUAAUAUGAUGCAAUCAAAGAAAGGCUAUUUUCUGUUGAACUCACUUCAUCUAAGUGCUAAAAACCAGCAAUUAAAGCUCGAUGACGCAAUAUUACAAGCUCAGUUCAAUGCGGCUUUGUUAACUGAAAAUAAAGAGGAACAAAAAUCAAAAAGAUUGAAAUUGGCUAUGGCCUGGAAUAAAUAUGAUACAGUAGCCACGACUAUUUUAGAAAAUCAAACUUUAGUUGAUUGGCCGGAUUUGCAAUUAGACGAUUGCUUGCGUGAAGCUGUACGGCUGAACUCCGUAUAUUUUGUUGAACUACUAGUCGAAGGUGGAGCGUCAUUCGAAAGAUUGCGACGACUGAUUAGAAUCACUGAUAUGUAUAAGGAUAUAAGUGACGAUGUUUUCCAAAAUCGUCUCCCCGUAGACAAACAAAUUGAUAAAAUUACAUUCAGUAAAAGUAAAGGUCAGAGCUCAAAAUUGGAUGAUGAUUUAGAACGUAGAUAUUGGAAAGCUUAUUUGAAUCGAGAUAAAGCGAAUGACACAAACACAGAACAAAGUGAAGACCAUGAUAUUUCAGGCAAGAAUGCAUAA